CCGAGGUUCUGAUUAGAAGUAAUCGGCUCGACGGGGGCUAGAGGUUGGAGGCUGGCAGCUAAAUUCGCGACUCGCGAUUGAAUUUUGAAUGUGCUAAGCGGUUAGUUAAAGUGCAGCAACUGUGAAGUGCGGACGUGAGCAUUUUUUGAAUUGCAAAACAUUGAAAUUAUUUGUUAGCACUCCCAACCAAGUGACGUCAGAAAUCAUGAGCUCAUCGUGGCAGCUGCUUAAGCUGACAACGCUGCUGCUCGCACUCUGCGGCACUGGCGAGGCACAGUACAAGACGGCGGGCAUCAAGACUCGCCAGCCAAUACCGGCUUCGGGCAAUCUGCUGCUGUCUAGCAAUGGCACCAGCGAGUUCAACCAGACCCAAUUUAAUUCCCAGACCCAAUAUAGCAAUUAUGGCAGCUAUUCCAACUUUGUGCCUGCCGAGACUUAUCAGGGCGGUGAAGCAUACUCGGGCCACUAUGUCCAGUCGAUGAACCAAGCGACUCGUGCUCCACAGAUUCUGGAUGAGACGGCCCUGUUUAUCAACAAGACCAGAUCGGCUAUGGCCAGUGGCAUAUGCUACAAGGAAGUACCUACCGCCUCAUUGUUGCACGGCUCGCGGGAGAACGCUGUUGGCAAUGGCACCUCGCCGGAUUUAAGCCAGAUUCAGGUGUGCUGCGAAGGCUACGAACGUAAUCCGCAUAUUUAUCGCCGCUGCGAGCCGAUCUGUAAGGAUGACUGUCCUAAUGGCAUUUGCACGGCGCCCAACACCUGCGUCUGCAUGCCAAAGCAUGUGAGGACUGACGAGGGCAAGUGCAUCUCCACCUGCCCCCUGGGCUGUGGCAAUGGUGUCUGCGACGAUCAAAACGAAUGUCGUUGCCGUGAAGGAUACAGCCUAGAUCCCGUUAGCCGUAAAUACUGCCAGCCGCAGUGCAAUCCGGGCUGUGCCAACGGACGCUGUGUGGCGCCCAACAAAUGCGACUGCCUACUGGGCUAUCGCCGUGCUGGCGAUGGCAGCUGUGCUCCCGUCUGUGACCAAUGCGAGAAUGGAAAAUGUGUUGCGCCAGGCCAAUGCGACUGCCGCACCGGCUACGCAAAGGUCGUCGGACGUUGCGAACCCGUUUGCGAACAACCCUGCAGGAAUGGCGGCCGUUGUGUGGCGCCAAAUACAUGCGAAUGUGCGCCCGGCUACGAUUGGGACCAGAAGAGCGGACAAUGUGUGCCGCACUGUGAUAUGCCCUGCUUGAACGGGGUCUGCAUCGGCCAGAACCAGUGCGAGUGCAAGCCGGGCUAUAUACUGGACGAGCAUCAGCGUAAUAUUUGUCAGGCCCACUGCCCGCAGGGCUGCCCCAAUGGCUAUUGUAGUGCGCCAAACUUUUGCAUCUGCAGGCCGGGCUUUAUCAAGAGCGGCAUCAAGGGACGUCAGAGCUGUCAGCCUGUUUAAUCAAUUGCUCCUUUAUUUCUUAUAUAUCUUAACGUUACUCCCAAAUAAAUAUACGCCCAAUCAGUGUAUUGAACUCGUA
Molecule: messenger RNA, 1511 nt
Organism: Drosophila grimshawi
Lineage: Eukaryota; Metazoa; Arthropoda; Insecta; Diptera; Drosophilidae
Product: von Willebrand factor D and EGF domain-containing protein
Exons: 3
Coding region: 206-1432 (408 amino acids)
Source: RefSeq, a predicted model, not a curated record